Molecule: messenger RNA, 1077 nt
Organism: Fomitopsis serialis
Lineage: Eukaryota; Fungi; Basidiomycota; Agaricomycetes; Polyporales; Fomitopsidaceae
Product: kinase-like domain-containing protein
Exons: 7
Biological process (GO): protein phosphorylation
Molecular function (GO): protein kinase activity; ATP binding
Source: RefSeq, a predicted model, not a curated record
GUGGCCGAAGGGCGAGGGGACCCAAUCGAUGCACUCUCCACUGAAGAAUAUGAAGACUGCCGUAAGGGCUUGGUGCAUCUACAGCAACUGACAAAUAUUUGGCCCUCCGUCAAACGACUCGACGGGGAAGUCGUCUGUGUAGGCAGCAAAGCAGAGGUGAUCGGGGUGCACAGCGAAAUCUGGAAGGGACUCUGGCUCGGCGAAAUACAUGUUGCACUGAAAGUCCUCCGAGGAGUUCGAGCAUCAGAAGGAGCACAGAACCGUUUUCUGCACGAGAUCGAAAUCUGGUCAAAGCUCAAGCACCCCCAUAUUCAACCGUUCUUUGGUGUCGUGGCCAAGUCAGUACUACACCUCCGUGUGGUCUCGCCGUGGAGACCGGAGGGAAAUCUGCUUGAGUAUAUAUGUUGGCGCACGAAUGGCGCAAAUAAAGGACACCUGCUGUGGGGCGCAGCGAGUGCCCUCGCGUACCUUCACGAUGAAGACAUUGUGCACGGGAACGUACUCAUAAUCGUUCAGGGAGAGGCAUUGCUGUGUGACUUUGGGAUGGCCAAAUUAGAAGGGGAUGUCAAUGGAACACCAGCCAAGACGAUAACAGGCUCGGGAACGUCACGUUGGCUCGCGCCGGAACUCCUCAUUGAGACUGCACCCAUCACGGCGGCUUGCGACACCUGGUCUUUCGGCAUGACAAUGCUCGAACUUUUUACAAUGCAUGCGCCAUGGGCAGAAAGGACGCGAGACGCUCAUGUAGUCCAAGCGUUGGCCAACGGUGAUAUACCCAAUCGACCACAGAACAUUCCGGAGCUAACAGACGAUGUUUGGGGUCUGUUGUUGGAGUGUUGGGAUAGGAACCCUGGUGCCCGACCAAGCAUGAGCACGGUCACAUCGCGCCGGAUACAGAAGGAGUGAGAUGCAUAUGGGGACUGGGAGGAGGCCUAGUACGCACGUGGGAGUAGACCGCGUUUGGAGAUGUUGGAUGUCGAGUCUUCUGCACAGGCCAUAGCAAUAUUUAUGCCAUAAUCGAGCGUGCUAUUGAGUCCAUGUCGUGGCGCGCCGCCUCGGACUUCAUUUCAAGUUGAC